UUCCAGCUGAAGAGGUAAAGGGAGUAAGAUCGUGAACCGUGAAAAAAAAAAUACAUUGCAAGCCUCGCUGCUAGAGCAACACGCUCGGGGUUUAAACCCGAUACGGACCAGAGGCGCUCCAAAUGGAAAACUGAAUCAUCAUCAUUAAUAUUAUUAUUAUUAUUACAUUUUUUUAACACUAACUGAACGCUGUUCCAAAGAGCAUUCAUUGUACCGGUUUCCUGGCGUGAUUUCUGCUUUUGUGCGUCUGAUUUAAGGAUUGCUGGAAAAAAAUAUAUUGUGACAUUUUGUUUGGGUGAAGAAGGAUCUGUUUUUUAUAUAUAUAUAUAACAAAAUUGUAACUUUUCACUGUCAAGUUUUUGUUUUUUUUUUGGCAAGUUUCGGUUUGAACGAUGGCACACUUUAUUUUAUCCGCGAUGAAUGGUUUUAUUUUGUGGAAAGCCUACACGUGCUGAAGAAGAGAACCCUGUAAAGGAUAUUUGUUACUUCUGAGGCGGGUUUUGAAGGCGGUAGUGUGUGUUUUUUUGUAAUCUUUGCCUCAAAGCCCCAUUGCCUGGAAGUUGCUCUCUCGCCCUAUGACUCGGGGCACCUUGUCCGGCGGGGGGAGGUCUGGAGGCGAAUGCGUGUGUUCGGGCUGCGGGGUGAAGAUGAUGCCGUAUUUCUCAGACAAUGCUGUUAUAUCACAAAACACCAUCAAUCAGCUUAUCAGCGAAAACUUCCUCACUGUGAAAGGGGCUGCCCUCUUCCUUCCCAGAGGAAAUGGCUCCCCGGGUCCCAGAGUCUCCCAGCGACACAACAAGCAUGCAGGUGACCUCCAGCAGCACUUGCAGGCCAUGUUUACAUUGCUGCGGCCUGAAGACAACAUCAGACUGGCUGUCCGGCUGGAAAGUGCUUUCCAGAGCUGCAUGCGCUACAUUGUGGUCGUUUCAACCAAUGGCAGGCAGGACACGGAGGAGAGCAUCGUCCUGGGAAUGGACUUCAACACCAAAGACAGCAGCUCCUGCACUCUGGGUCUGGUUCUGCCGCUGUGGAGCGACACUCUCAUCCACCUGGACGGAGACGGGGGCUUCAGCGUCUCCACCGUGAACAGAGUUCAUGUCUUCAAGCCGGUGUCGGUCCAGGCCAUGUGGUCUUCGCUCCAGAGCUUGCACAAGGCGUGCGAAGUGGCUCGCUGCCACAACUACUACCCCGGCAGCCUCUUCCUCACCUGGAUCAGCUACUACGAGAGCCGGGUGAGCUCGGACCAGGUGUGCAUCAACGAGUGGAACGCCAUGCAGGACGUGCAGUCCCACCGCGCCGACUCCCCUGUGCUCUUCACUGACGUCCCCACGGAGAGGGAGCGUACAGAGAGGCUCAUCAAAACCAAACUGCGAGAGAUCAUGAUGCAGAAAGACCUGGAGAACAUCACGUCAAAGGAGAUCCGGACAGAGCUGGAGAUGCAGAUGGUGUGUAACCUGCGGGAAUUCAAGGAGUACAUUGACAACGAGAUGAUCGUGAUCCUGGGGCAGAUGGACAGCCCCACGGAGAUAUUUGAACACGUCUUUCUGGGCUCCGAGUGGAACGCCUCCAACCUAGAGGACCUGCAGAACCGAGGGAUUCGCUACAUCCUGAACGUGACUCGGGAGAUCGAUAAUUUCUUCCCGGGAGUGUUUGAGUAUCACAACAUCCGCGUCUACGAUGAGGAGGCUACAGACCUGCUGGCGUACUGGAACGACACCUUCAAAUUCAUCUCCAAGGCGAAGAAGGCUGGCUCCAAGUGCCUGGUGCACUGCAAGAUGGGAGUGAGCCGCUCUGCCUCCACGGUCAUUGCCUACGCCAUGAAGGAGUACGGCUGGAACCUGGAGCGCGCGCACAGCUUCGUGAAGGACCGCCGCACCGUCACCAACCCCAACCCCUCCUUCAUGAGGCAGCUGGAGGAGUACCAGGGCAUCCUGCUGGCCAGCAAACAGAGACACAACAAGCUGUGGCGUUCCCACUCGGAGAGCGACCUCUCGGGCCACCACGAGCCUGACUCCUCCUCUAAGCCCCCCCUCAACCUGAACUUCACCAGGAAGGACUCGGACAACAACAAUUCCCCCCUGGGGCAAUUCCUGGGCAUGGCCGUGCUGCAGGUGCUCACCACAGAGCCGGAGGAGGAGGAGGACGAGCUGGAGGAAGAGGAAGAGGACGAUGAGGAGGAGGAGGAGGAGGAGGAGGAGGGUCUGCAGCUCGAGUUCCAGCCCUGCCCAGACCCGAGCGCUGGAGAGCCGGCCUCGGAGAGUGUGUUGGGACCCUGCGGAGGUGAGGAGCCUGGACCUGACUCCCCGCUCCUGGACUGUCCCCCAGUGCUGAUUGAACUCAAAGAGACAGCGCUUGCCGAUUCGGAGGAGGAUGCUCUCGGGGCAGAGCAGAGCCCUGCGUCUUCCCUAAGCGGGGCGACUGAUCCAGUGAGUUUGGACCCCCUGGAGCAGGAGACAGGCUGCCUGGAGACCGCGCAGCAUCCAAAUAACAAUAAUAAUCCCGGGGAGUCUCCCUCCCCCUCCCCCUCCCCGUCCCCUGCCCUCUCAAGCCUCAGCACGGACAGCAUCGACUUCUUCAGCGCGCGUGAGAAGUUCCUGGAGCUCUCGCAGGACGGGCGGGCGCGCUCCCUCUCUCAGUCCCGCACGGAGGAGCAGGCAGCUGGGAGGACGCCUCACCCCUCCUCGUCUUCCUCCUCUUCAUCCAGGGGUCCUAGUCAGGAGCUGCUGUCCGCAGAGGAAUGCGCUGCCGUCCCAGCUGAGGAGCCAGUGAAGGAGCAGCCUGCAGAUGUGAGCAGCCCCCUCGCCAGGUCACAGUCCGAGAACGGGAUUUCGGUGAAAGACAUAGUGACGGAGCUGGAGUCCAUCAACCAGGGCUGUGCGCAGUGCAGGACUGACCCUGCCGCUCCGACCCCAGCCCCAGCCCCCCUCAAGAGGAACACCAUCCACGACCUGCCGGGGGAGUCUGCAAAACCCCCCAGAGGAGAGGAGGAGGAGGAGGGUCAGAUACUGGGGACGAGUCUGCAGAGAGACCCUGAAACAGAGAACCUGCCCUGGCCAGGGGAAGCAGCCCGGGAGGGUUCUGUUCCCAAGACCGGGUCAGUGAAGCGGGUCACCAAGGAGCUGGAGCAGAGGCUGCGUCAUGAGCAGGACCUGACCCUGCUGACUCAGAAGAACUCCCGCCAUGAUGAGCCCCCCUCCAUUGAGAUCUCGGGGCCUCCUUAUGAACCCGGGGACUGUGAACCGGCUCCACAGGAGAAUCAGCCAGCGAUCCAGACUGAAGGCUCCUCUGAAGCCCCUGGCCUGCAGGGUGGGGUGCGCUGCAAGACUUCUGUGGGUGAGCCCGCGGAGCCUGCAGGGGACAACGAGGGUUCCCCCGUUUCGGAGACCCCCAGCACUGGCACUCUGCUCCCGGACCUGCUUUCCACUCCCAGGAUCAGGAUUGUUAAAAUUACGGAGCUCGUUCCCAUCCCGACCCCUCGCCCCACGAGCCCGGCCACGUGGAACACCCAGGCAGGGCAGUGCAACCAGGCAGCUUCUCUGGAGGAGACGGGACACCCAUUGGAAGAGAGCAGUGUGGGGGAAAAGAAGGAGGAUGAGGAGGAACAAAGUAAGGGCUUUGUCUUCCACCAGACUCUCCCUCAAGUGGGGCAGAGUGUGGGUCCCUGUGCCUGCCAUCUUCCCUCCCAGACCCCAGAUACCCAAAACACAGAGGACAGUUCCCCUUGCCUCUCAAGACUCCCUCCCUUCCCUAACCCUGGGAGCUCCCAGUCCUUUGUGCGGCUGGAGGGGGCGACGGUGCAGAGCAGUGAUACAGACAGCCUGAUGGGGGCGCUGCAGCUCGGAGGCUAUCCCAACCUCCAGCAGAGUACAGAGGAGCUGAACAAGAUCCAAGAGACUGUGCGUGAACUGCAAGCCUUCCUGGGCAAUUCCACCUCGCCCCGCUCCUCCUCUGGGGUUCUCCUGGGGGCCUGUGCCAGUCUGCCCCACAGCUCCAGCAGCAGCGUCAGCGUGGCGGAGCUGCCCCCAGGCGCGGUGAGGCAGCGUGCCCGGGAGAUCGAGGCCCUGAUCAGGCAGGCUGGCCUCACUACCCCCUCCCUCAUGAAGCGCUCUGCCUCCCUGGCCAAGCUGGGCUGCCUGGAGCUCUCUGCGGACGACCUGAGCGAGAGGGGCGCUGGGCUGGCAGCGGUGUGGAAGGUCACCUCUGUCUCCUGGGACCGCGGGUGGCGCAGAGGAACCCCAGAGGACCCUUUCAAGAAACUGCGAGUGUCCUCUCAGCCCAGCCAGCAGGGCGAGCCCACACCAUGCAUGAUGGAGCAGCUGAGGACCGAGGGGAGCGUAGCACUAAGCCGACCUGUGGAAUUCCCCGACGCUCAGUACGCCAAAACCUGCGGGGAGACCCAGGACUCUGAAAGCAGCCCCUCCCGGCUGUGCCAGGCCGGCACUGCGGAGGGCAUUCUCCCCUUGGUGCCCCGGCAGCAGCAUGGCAGGACUCAUCCGCUGCGCAGAGUGAGGAAGAACAACGAGAAGAAACGGACUGCCAGCUUCCUGUACAACACCAUGUGAGCGGGGCGCCACCUGCAGGAAGCUCUCAGACACUGCACUUUACAUGCUUGGUUUUUUUUUUUUUGUGUGUGUAUAUACUAUGUGUAUAUAUUGUGUGUGCGCGUGUAUAAAUAUUGUCAUUUUGUGGUUCUUAGGUUCUCGGAGAAAAUGUAACCUUGUAAAGUUGUUUUUUUUUCUUUCUUUUGUAUCCUGUACUUUUUUGGUUGUGACAUUUUUUUUUAUUACUGUUAUUUUUAUUAUUGUAAUGCAAACAUUUUGUUAAACUGUCAAACAACCUUGAACCCCUCUUUAUUAAAGAAGCACCUCCAGAAGCUUUGCCCUCUUCAAACACACAUGGUCUGAGAGCACCAGCGAGGCACAAUUAACAUCAGAGCCCUGGGCUGGGCUCCUCGCGUCAGGUUAUUACAGGUUCAUCUGCUCGACAUUUUUUUUUGCAAGGAUUCCUAGUGCUUUGCAUUUUUAAUCUGUAAAUUUUACUUUGUUUAUACAGAUGUUUUGCAACGCUUACCUUUUUGAAGUUCAAAUUGCUGGCUAGACCAUUGCAGAGCAUGUGCAAAAAAACAGCAGGGCAGAUGAACCAAUCAGAACGCUUGUGACUCCCGCGCAGUGCUUCAUAGCGCCUGCAGGGGUCAGCAAUCUACUUUUAGUGCUGUAGUGUGGGCAGGCCUCGCUGCAAUGCAAUGAAGACUUGGAAGUCUGACACAGCGCUACCUGCUGGCUGGCGCUGGUAGUGGUGUCUUCUUAAAUAGGGUUUUCUGUUCAGACGUGAACCUGGUCAUUACUUGAAUACCACAGUCUGCCUUGAAAGCCUCUCCCCCAUCCUUGUCAAACGAAGGGGGUCGGGGCUCAUGCAACAAUUUAAGAUGCAUUUUAUUUUAGUUUGAACUUUAUUUACAUCAGUGCUGCCUAUAGUCUUUGUUAAAGGUGCACCAGGCUUCAAGCGAAAAUGAGUUUUUAAUUUGAGGUGCAGUGGGGUAUUGCCUCGUCUUGUUUUUUGCUGCAUUUUUUUUAUAGGCUGUACAUACAGUAUUUGCAUAGCUUUGAUUUGAUAUAUUUUUUCUAUACACUUUACUGCAAUGUUAAAAACAAAGGCAAAUCUCUCUUUUUUUUUUUUUUUUUUUUUAACUGGAAAAAUAUUCAUAAUAAGAUUCUUUUGCUUCUGCUGAGAUGCCCAGAGUGGUUCGAGUUUAAAACAAGGCUAUCUUCCUUGGCCCUUUUAUUAAAUAAGAGGGUUCCUGAGGGACUGGAUGAACGCACAAGAAUUCAAUAACUGUACUGGAGACUUGAGCCGAUCUGUGCAAAAAUAAGAAAUCAAACCGUUGAAACAAUGUGCAUAUCAAGUAGGCAUGCAAGCUGAUUUCUGGUCUUGCAUCAAAUUAUUAUUAUUAUUAGUAUUAUUAUUAUUAUUAUUAAUGCACAAUUUUUAUACUGUGGGAUUAUUUGCAUUCUGCUUACGAGGAUUCUUCAUGUGAAAUCCCUUUAGAAAGGUGAAGCACAUGCUGUACAUUGAUCUGACCUGUUGCUCUACAAUACACUGUUUCCCUGGGGUCUGGCUCAUCUUUUCUGCUGUGAAAUGCCAAAUAACCUGUCAGCCCCCAGGUAAACCAAUGGACUGCUCCCUGUGAGUCCUUGGUCAAUGUGCCAAGUUUAGGGGCGAACCACCACUCGGCUAACAUGGGUGUGUUUCCCACUCACAAAUACAUGACUAAAACCUUCGGUUUCCUGCAUAAACAUUAACGAGCAAGACGUGCAGAAGUGAUGUUCCCAUCCCUACAGAAACUGGAUGCGUUUUAUUGUUUAGUUUGUAACGGGAGUGGACUUUGUCUGCAGAAUGUCCCUCGUUAGUAAAUAUGAAGGAACACAAUCGUCUGUGUUUUUUCUUUAACUUUGUAACCACUAGGGCUGCAAGAAGUCCCUCCUUCACAAAAAAAUAAUAAACCCAUCUGCAGUUCUGAACAAUCUCAAAGGACAUUUAUUAUCAUUGUUUUAAACAUGUGUGUAUAUAUAUAUAUGUGUGUGUGUAUAUAAAAGCAUUUUGAAGUGUUUUUUCCAUAAUCUGUGGUUUCCAAAUGUAUCGUUUACAAUGUGAAUAUUAAAGCUAUUCAGAAUGUUUUGAUUUGCCGAAGUUAGUCCUAUAAAACAUGUGCUUGUAUGUAUGACUGUAUGAGUUGUCCUGUGUGUGUGUGUGUCAGUGUUUUGCAAUGGAUAGCCUUGCUGGUCAGUCUUCACGGUUAGUGUGCAAAUGUGAAACUGAUGUUUUUUUAUUAGGAUGAUAAUGAUGAUGUCUUUAUUGGUUUUUACUGGACAAAACAAUUAUAAAUGUUCAAAGAAAGCAUGUGAUGGUGGUUAGUAAUUGCAUUUGAUAGUGGUGGUGUUUGUAUCGUGGUUCAGUCUCUUUGAGGUGUGCAGUAGGCUUUCCCAGUGUACCACGCCACGGUGGGUGGGGGUACACGAGGGAGGCUCUGCGCUUGGUGGUCAUGUGGCCACUCAGGUAUAUAAAAUAAUCACUGGCCAAAGUGGGUGUGAUGGUGGCUGUUUGUACGUAACACGUAAGCUGUGUGGCCACUUAUGACUAUUUCGUGGCAUCUAGUGAAUCUAUUUUUUUGCACCUAGACCUUAGAGCACCAUCUUUUUAUAGAAAUGUUAAGGAAGAAUGACCUCUUCCUCCUCCUCCUCCCCCUCCUCCUCCUCCUCCUGUUUUCACAGCCAUUCUCAGAGUUCCGUUCUCAGAGCUCCGUUUCACACCUUCACUCUGAAGCAUUCAUAUCUCUCUUGUUUUGCUGUGUGUUUUUCUUGCAAUGGUCCAGCCUACAUCCUUCUUUCGUUGCAUCGUGUUGACUUAAGAAACAGUCCUAUUCCCUCCAGCUUGUUAGAAAAACUUUUUAUUUUAUUUUUUUAUAUCCCAUGCCAGCCACAUGAAAUAAUGUAACAAUUAGUGGCUUCAAAUUACAAUAUUUUAUUUUAGUGUUCUUGUUUUAAAUGUCCCCUGGUCUCCCAUUUGCAGCAAUUCAGAGAGAUUCUUAUUCCAAUGUCUGUGCUUUAAGAUGGGCUGAAUUCAGCAUGUUUGUAUUGGCUCAUGUGCCACGUGUGUUUCAUACCAGUGAAAGUGCUUGUGCAGCUCUGCGUUGUUGCAACAAGACUCUUCCAUUCCUUGAUUCUAUCGUUUUGCGUCCCAGGCUCCCAUCAGUGCACACGGAUACUCCUGCUGGGAUCGGACAGUUCCCAACAGCACAUUUUCACAAUAAAAGCAGAACGGUCACUGGUAUAGAAAAAAUAAAAUAAAACGUUUGACCAUUUUGAGAUGCUCCGGCUUGGAGAAUGUGCUUCCAGUCUGGGAAGGUUCAGCAGCCAAUUCGAAUGUUUGAUUCUCUUUUCUGUGUAACGGAGCUCGGUGUUCGCAGCUUCGCUCUGCUGAUGUGCAGGUUCUUUUUCUUGCACAAAGCAAACCGGAAAAAAAAAACCUGUCAUGUUUGGCAAGCAUCAUGUUUUCAAUGUCUUUAUUUGAAUUGUCCUAUUUUUUUUGCUGAUGGCACUGCACAGUCUGUUUCUGUCACAGAUGCUCUCUGUGAGUUUGAAAUGUGAAGCUCUGCACUGGUGCGAAUUAAAUGUUUCUGGUACAUGUGGAAUAAAUCUUUAUUUUGGAGGAAUAUUA
Molecule: messenger RNA, 8214 nt
Organism: Acipenser ruthenus (sterlet)
Lineage: Eukaryota; Metazoa; Chordata; Actinopteri; Acipenseriformes; Acipenseridae
Product: protein phosphatase Slingshot homolog 2-like
Exons: 14
Coding region: 576-4562 (1328 amino acids)
Biological process (GO): actin cytoskeleton organization; protein dephosphorylation; negative regulation of actin filament polymerization
Cellular component (GO): cytoplasm
Molecular function (GO): actin binding; protein tyrosine/serine/threonine phosphatase activity
Source: RefSeq, a predicted model, not a curated record